AAAGCAUUUUCAAUAUUUCAAUGCGGAAGAUAGUCACGUUCAGUUGGCUGCGAUUCAGUUAGCAGCUCGCGUUUUAAACAGUCCAAAUAAUAGGAAACAUAUAUAUCUUGAACCAAUCAUCAUACACUUGCAACAGUGAUUGGAACACAUAUUUUUUUCGAGUGAUUGAUUACCCAGUGAGACUACGCCAACUUCAUAUAACCCCACCGAAAGCUAGUUAAAACCAAAAAAAAACAAAACAAAACCAAAGAUGCGGCCUUUUGGCAACGACAUAACAAACAUCCCAAACAGUGGCAGCAAUGGUGGCAGCAAUGGUGGUAAUAAUGGCAGUAACAAUGGCAACAACGAUCCCAAUGAUGGCAACGACAACCGCAGCACCAAUCUCUCCAGUGAGGAUCCCAGCGAGGAGUCCGGCCUUUCAGACGAUCCGAGCAUUCCGCCGCACAUAGCGAGGAUCGGCGGCAUCGUCACCUGUCCUCCGAUCGCCGGACAAGGAGUCAUCCGGGUGGUUCAGCGGUGCGAGGACGCCAAGGAGAACCACAAGCUGGAUCUUUCGAGCUGUGAACUGAUGCAAAUACCAGAUGCAGUCUACCAUCUUAUGCGUAACACAGAGCUGGUCACCUGCAAUCUCAGCGGCAAUGUGCUCAAGAGCGUUUCGCCCAAGUUUUCGCAAAAGUUCAGCACCAUCACAGAUCUCAAUCUGUCACACAACAAACUGUCGAGGCUGCCAGAGGAGUUCGCCAGCUUGUCUGCGCUGACCAAGCUGAAUAUCUCGAACAACUCGUUCAUCGUUUUGCCACAAGUAGUCUUUAAGCUUCAGAGUCUUGCCAGUCUGGAUGCCCAGAACAAUGCCAUAUUGGAAAUUGAUACCGACGAGGCAAUUACCAGUGACAACUUGGCCCUCGUCGAUCUGCGCAAUAAUCCGCUGAGCAGAAACUGCCGACGAAAGCUGCAGAACUUCAAGACGCCCUUCCUCCUUGAGAUCUCCAAGGAGAUGGACGAUGACUGGUAGACCGGCUGGAUGUCCUGGCCACUCAUUUUCCACAAAAAAAAAAAAAACAACAACACCACAAACAAAUCUCUCGUUAUCUCGAAAGAGAGCGCCCUGAACGGCCCUCCUUCAACUUAUUUAUUCUGUUUAUAAAUUUAUAUAUAUAUAUAUUUAUCAAAAACCACAAA
Molecule: messenger RNA, 1179 nt
Organism: Drosophila yakuba
Lineage: Eukaryota; Metazoa; Arthropoda; Insecta; Diptera; Drosophilidae
Gene: Sclp
Product: leucine-rich repeat-containing protein 20
Exons: 4
Coding region: 251-1012 (253 amino acids)
Molecular function (GO): protein binding
Source: RefSeq, a predicted model, not a curated record